AUGCCCCACGCCCACUCGGACAUGAUGGGUCAACCAAUUGUGAACGGCGAGAAGACUCAUUCUCAAUUCCUCGAUCAUCUCACCUCCUACCCCGUCGUCUCCGACUCCAUCUCCCUCUUCAAGAGCAACCCCUACGGCGCCAAGUCCAUCGAGCUCAGCGACCACGCCUACGCCCGCCUCGCCAAGCCAGUCCUGCCCUACUUCUCCACUCCCUACAGCUAUGUCGCACCUUACCUGGCCCGCGCCGAUGCUCUGGGUGACAAGGGCCUGAGCCAGAUCGACUCGCGCUUCCCCAUCAUCCGUGAAGAAACUCAGAAGAUCCGCGGCACCAUCUACAACACCGCUGGGUUCCCGGUCCGUGUAGCUGGCGACGUCAAGCAGCAUCUCUUCGAGAUCUACGGCUCUGAGUACAAGAAGUGCGGUGGUGAUGGCGUCGUCGCUUCCAGCAAGGCUAUCAUCACGACGAGUCUGGUGCUGUCGACUGAGUCGCUGACUUAUCUCACUACCUGGUUCCAGAAGGCCAAGGAGGAGGCCAAGGAAGUAGUGAACGAGAAGACCAACAGCCACUGA
Messenger RNA from Penicillium daleae, 570 nucleotides. RefSeq names its product putative pathogenesis associated protein Cap20. The coding region runs from base 1 to 570 and encodes 189 amino acids. The record is from RefSeq and is a predicted model, not a curated record. NCBI's taxonomy places the organism in Eukaryota, Fungi, Ascomycota, Eurotiomycetes, Eurotiales, Aspergillaceae. The transcript is spliced from 2 exons.